CUUCGUUCUGGUUGCUAGCCAUGUGCAAUGAUGCAGGAAUAAAGUACACUAUCGUCUCAGCAGUCAUUUUCGUGGUGUUGGUUCUUGUCGCAUUCGUCAUUUUGGUGUUGUUCAAACCUGUGUCUCCGGUACUGCUCACUCAGACUUUCACUCCAACUAAUGUGACCUUGAAAGCAGUGACUGUGAUAUUUCAACACGGUGCAAGCGCUCCAGAGGAGUUCCUUUCCGAUGAUUAUGACUGGUCAGAAAGUUUUCCAAAUGGAGAAUGUGCUCUUACAGAUCUUGGUUUUCGUGAAUCAUUCAAACUAGGACAAUACUUGAGGGAACGCUACGUUAAAACCGGAUUUCUCAAAUCACCCUUGUUUGCUCCAGAGGUGUAUUUUCGCAGCAGGGCCAGUGACAGAUGUCUGCAAAGCGCUGCCUUAGUUGGUUCAGCAAUGUGGGCGAUGAAUGAACAUGACGAAUACAAAGCAGUGCCAGUCUUUUCUGAAGAGAACGAUGAUACUCUGCUGACCCACAUGCAAAAUUGCGUAGCGGAGACAAGACGAAUACGAGAAGCAUGCGGAAGAUUGCCCACACACGACUUGAAGUGGUCCGACUUUGGCGGAUUCAUUCACGAGUGCCUUGGUUUUCAUCAUGAAUCUGUGCUAAGCAGUGCCGAAGUCUUCUCCGAAGCAAUGGCAUACACGCAUAUGGAUUAUCAUCACUUGCCAGUUCCAAAUUGGUUCCGCUCCAACAAAAGGGCAAUCUAUUCUAUCAUUGACAGAGUAUAUAGUUACAUUGUCGGCGUCAACGAUUACCACGACAUCGACUUGCUUAGAGUGAAACAAGGGUACUUCUUGUAUACGAUUACAGAGGAUUUGUGGAAGCAGUGGAUUGAUUACGAGCAAACGGGAAAGAUUCGAAAGAAGUUUAGAGCAUAUGUGACGGACAACUGGCUUAUGUUAGCUUUUUUGCACGCUCUUGGUUGCGGAACUUCUGCGCUUGGUAAAUCGCUUCCAAGAAAUAACCCUCUAAUAAUGAUCGAAUUGUAUCAAGGAAGCGGUAAACCGCUUGUGAAGGUGUUCUACAAAGACGACACUAUGGAUGUGCCUAAAGACGUUACAAGUGAUGUGCGCGACUGCUCAUUUGCACAUUGCCAUCUCGUUGAAUUCGUCAUACGCCCCAGAUUCUACAAAACCAACGAUUCAGAGAAAGCCUGCUUUGACACAGCAAAAACAAGACCUAAAAGAAAGCCUUAGAUAGUCCAUAAUCACAACCUUGAACAUUGCUGCUG
Messenger RNA from Cylicocyclus nassatus, 1276 nucleotides. The record is from the annotation of a GenBank genome assembly. Lineage: Eukaryota; Metazoa; Nematoda; Chromadorea; Rhabditida; Strongylidae.